Babjeviella inositovora NRRL Y-12698 is the source of this 1245-nucleotide messenger RNA. RefSeq names its product p24 family protein. The record is from RefSeq and is a predicted model, not a curated record. The coding region runs from base 113 to 751 and encodes 212 amino acids. Gene Ontology annotation, biological process: endoplasmic reticulum to Golgi vesicle-mediated transport; Golgi organization; intracellular protein transport. NCBI's taxonomy places the organism in Eukaryota, Fungi, Ascomycota, Pichiomycetes, Serinales. Gene Ontology annotation, cellular component: endoplasmic reticulum-Golgi intermediate compartment; Golgi apparatus; COPII-coated ER to Golgi transport vesicle. The transcript has a single exon.
CGACACAGCGUCACGUGCCCGAAAUCUCAAUCGUUGACGUGGCGCGUCAUAUAAGACGGUGUAUUUUUAGAUCAACACCCUUUCUUCCUCCUCUCCAUUCACCCCACGUAUCAUGCAAUUUACGCUUUUAUUCCUCGGGUUGGUUGCCUACGUGCACUGCUUCUACUUUUACGUUGACGGUGGCGACAAACAGUGUUUCAACAAAUUCCUUGAGCACGGCGACGUUUUGGUCGGGAGAUACGAUGUUACCUUCUUGGACACCAACACAAACACCUACGGCAAGCUCAAUUCCGAAUCAGGACUCGUGAUUGAUGUGGAAGAGAUCUUCGACAACGACCACAGAGUGGUGCAUCAGAAGGGUACCGCGUCUGGUGAAUUCACCUUCACCACCAUCGACUCCGGCGAACACAGAAUCUGCUUGUCGCCGCAAUCCGGUGGCUGGUUGUCCAAGACAAAGUCCAAGAUUGACAUUAACUUCUCCAUCGGUGAAACCAAGGACUUGGACUCUAAGGGAACCGAGAGAGCGCAGUCGUUGGCCGAAAGAAUCACUCAUUUGAACGGGAUUUUGCACGACAUCAGAAGAGAGCAGAACACGAUCAGAGAGCGUGAGUCAAUCUUCAGAGACUCGUCUGAGAACACCAACAACCGUGUCGUGGCCUGGUCGAUUUUCCAGAUCCUCGUCUUGGCAGGGACCUGUUUCUGGCAGCUCCAGCACUUGAGAAGCUUCUUCGUCAAGCAGAAGCUUGUGUAAAUGCGAGGCGGCUCGAAUGAAGGACCGGUAAAAUACUUACGAAAUCUAUUAAUAGAUGGCUUAUAUUUUGACUAGAACUAGGAUGUGAAUACUGUAGGGGCUAGCCGAAGAAAGGCAAAGACUAGGGACUAGAUAAGCAGCUUUACCCUUUCAGUAGGUUAACGAUUGCAUGAUUUAGGAAUGGAAGAAGUCAAAUAAAUGCAAUAUUGGGCUUGGUAGGGGUGAAAGAAAAGGCCGUGAAGCGACCAGUUGUGGUUACUAACCUGUUAAAAGGGAAACUGCCAGAAUUAUUUGGCUGGUACAGGCAGCCCACAUUGUUGCUGAUCAGCACAAUCGACCUUAGAACUGUUGUCUCAUUUUGCUAUCUCCGCAUUCGUGCAGGGUCCCUUAUGCCGUACCAAACCAUCCUGGUCUUGUCGUUUCUCCUAAACUAUUAAGGAACCAACUUCCUCAAUUCAAUUUUUAAUUUCUUCCAAGUUCUGCCUCAAAGAUGU